Messenger RNA from Exophiala aquamarina CBS 119918, 2805 nucleotides. Its product is annotated as DNA mismatch repair protein msh-2. Gene Ontology annotation, biological process: mitotic recombination; mismatch repair. Lineage: Eukaryota; Fungi; Ascomycota; Eurotiomycetes; Chaetothyriales; Herpotrichiellaceae. Gene Ontology annotation, cellular component: MutSalpha complex; nucleus. The transcript has 2 exons. The coding region runs from base 1 to 2805 and encodes 934 amino acids. The record is from RefSeq and is a predicted model, not a curated record. Gene Ontology annotation, molecular function: ATP binding; ATP-dependent DNA damage sensor activity; mismatched DNA binding.
AUGGCUUCGAGACCAGAUCUCAAGGUUGAUGAUGAGGGCGGAUUCAUCCGUACCUUUCGCUCGUUACCUGCCAAACCGGAUGCCUCCAGCACUAUUAGAGUGUUCGAUCGGGGCGACUACUACUCUGCACACGAUGACGACGCUGAUUUCAUCGCGAGGUCAGUCUACAAGACCACCGCCGUAAUUAGAAAUCUUGGAAGGAGCGACAACGCCUUGCCAAGUGUGACUCUGUCGACUACUGUCUUCCGCAACCUCCUUCGAGAAGUGUUGUUCAAGCUAGGGAAAAGAGUGGAAAUUUGGGAGAACAGCGGGAAAGGGAGUUGGAAACUUGCUCGACAAGCGAGUCCGGGAAACCUUCAGGGGGUCGAAGAAGAACUCGGAAGCGGCCUCGACAGUCAGGGAGAAAGUGCACCCGUAAUUCUGGCUGUGAAAAUCAGCGCCAAAGCAGGUGAGGCCAGAAAUGUAGGCGUAUGUUUCGCAGACGCAAGCGUCAGGGAACUCGGCGUGAGCGAGUUUCUCGACAACGACCUAUACUCAAACUUCGAAAGCCUUCUUAUCCAGCUCGGUGUCAAGGAAUGUGUGAUUGCCACCGCUGGUCAGAAGAAAGACCCCGAGUUAGCAAAACUACGACAAAUCGCUGAUGCUUGCAAUAUUGCCGUCACCGAAAAGCCUGCAACCGACUACGCGAUCAAAGAUAUCGAACAAGAUCUUGCUCGACUGCUGAAAGGCGAGAACGCCAUGGGCUUGUUGCCACAGAGCGACCUCAAGCUUGCCAUGGGUAGCGCUGCAGCGCUCAUCAAGUACCUCGGGGUUCUGACAGAUCCUAGCAAUUUUGGUCAGUACCGGCUAUAUCAGCAUGACCUCACCCAAUUCAUGAAAUUGGAUGCAGCCGCAUUAAGAGCUCUCAAUCUCAUGCCAGGACCCAGAGAUGGAUCCAAAAAUAUGAGUCUGUUUGGACUUUUGAACCACUGCAAGACUCCAAUUGGGGGUCGUUUACUGGCACAGUGGCUCAAACAGCCAUUGAUGACUCUUUCCGAGAUCGAAAAACGCCAGGACCUUGUGGAGGCAUUCGUGACAGAUACGGAACUGCGCCAAACAAUGCAGGAAGAACAUCUUCGCUCAAUCCCAGACCUCUAUCGCCUCGCAAAGAAGUUUCAACGCAAGCUUGCUAAUUUAGAAGAUGUCGUACGUACCUACCAAGUGGUCAUUCGGCUCCCAGGCUUCAUUGAGGCUUUGGAAACAGUCGUUGAUGAACAAUACCAAGUGCCUCUGGAGGAGUACUAUACUAAGAAACUGAAAGACCUCUCCAACUUCCUAGGGAAGCUUGCAGAAAUGGUAGAAACGACGGUCGAUCUGGAUGCUCUUGAUCGGCAUGAAUUCAUCAUCAAGCCUGAAUUUGAUGAUGGCCUCCGUGUUAUCAGAGCAAAGCUUGACAAAAUCAGACACGGGAUGGAUGCUGAACAUCGCCGGGCGGGCAAAGACCUCAACCAAGACCUGGACAAGAAGCUUUUCCUUGAAAAUCAUCGAGUGCAUGGAUACUGCUUCAGACUUACCCGCAACGAGGCAAGCUGCAUUCGCAACAAAAGCCAGUAUCAAGAGAUCUCCACACAGAAAAAUGGCGUCUAUUUCACGACAAAAGCUCUACAAGAGUUGCGGCGUGAGCAUGAUCAAUUGUCUACCUCGUACAACCGCACACAAACAGGCCUAGUUGCCGAGGUUGUAUCGGUCGCGGCAUCGUAUACUCCUGUCAUUGAGCAGCUUGCCGCCAUCAUUGCGCAUCUGGACGUUGUGGUGAGCUUGGCUCAUGUUUCUGUUCAUGCUCCUACAGCAUAUGCUCGUCCAAAGAUGCAUAUGCGUGGAACUGGUGAUACCAUCCUGAGAGAAGCACGUCACCCCUGUAUGGAAGCUCAAGACGACAUGAAUUUCAUCACCAACGACGUUGAAUUAAGACGCGAUAAUUCGAGAUUCCUUAUUAUAACAGGUCCGAAUAUGGGUGGCAAAUCGACUUACAUCCGUACAAUCGGUUGCAUUGCACUCAUGGCUCAAAUUGGGUGUUUCGUCCCUUGCUCGGAAGCAGAACUGACUAUCUUCGAUUGUAUUCUUGCGCGGGUGGGAGCCUCAGAUUCGCAGCUGAAAGGAGUUUCAACGUUUAUGGCUGAGAUGCUCGAGACAGCGAACAUAUUGAAGAGCGCCACAAGAGACUCGUUGAUCAUCAUCGACGAGCUCGGUCGGGGUACAAGUACGUACGAUGGAUUCGGACUUGCCUGGGCCAUCAGUGAAGAAAUCGUCGCCCAGAUUGGAGCAUUUGGAUGCUUUGCAACUCAUUUUCAUGAACUUACGGCCUUGGCUGACAAGUUUCCCAAAGCCGUCAAAAAUUUACACGUUGUAGCCUUCGUCGGUGAUCAACAGGAUGUCAUCAUGAGUGAGGAAGCAGAAGGGUCGGCGAAGCGGCGAGAAGUCACGUUGUUAUACCGUGUCGAACCUGGCAUCAGCGAUCAAAGCUUUGGCAUCCAUGUGGCAGAAUUGGUGAAGUUCCCGGAGAAGGUUGUCAACAUGGCACGACGAAAAGCUGAAGAGCUUGAGGACUUCACCGGUGUGAAUGGACAAAAGAAGAAAGAAGAAUAUUCAAAGGAAGAGGCCGAGGAGGGCAGCAGGCAGCUGAAGGAGAUGCUCAAGAAGUGGAAAGAGCAAGUUGAAGGCCAAGAUCUGAGCAAGGACGAGAAACUCAAGCUUAUGAGAUCGAUGGUCAAGAGCAACGAAAAAUUGAUGAGCAAUCGAUUCUUCCAAUCAGUCCAAGCACUGUGA